Cheilinus undulatus (humphead wrasse) is the source of this 1918-nucleotide messenger RNA. RefSeq names its product transmembrane protein 268 (gene tmem268). The transcript has 9 exons. The record is from RefSeq and is a predicted model, not a curated record. Bases 228 to 1268 code for a protein of 346 amino acids. NCBI's taxonomy places the organism in Eukaryota, Metazoa, Chordata, Actinopteri, Labriformes, Labridae.
AACCAAAAGAAAGAUAAGUAGGAGGGAAACUCUGCUGGGUCUCAUUUGAGUGUUAAAAGCAAGAUACAGCAUCAGUCUGUGAGUGUAGUACAACCCAGCAGCACUUCAUUCAAAGAACCUUAAACCUCAUACUUGGAUGUUUUCUGGAGACAUAUACAAGAGGAGAGAUGAGAAAGAAGGGAAUAUAAUCAUCACACCUUUGUUGGCAAGAUGGACUUUCAUCUAACAUGCAGGAUGUGGUUUCAUCUCAGAUGAUGGCGGAGAAGAAUGGUGGAGGUCAUCUGUUGGAGGAGGAUGAGGUGGAUACUCAAAUCAGACCCAAAUGGUCCAAUGGUCGUUGUGUUCUUGCAUUGCCGACCUCUUCAACGCUAAACCCCAGUUUUGAUCUGUCCUUGUGCCGGGCAAAACUAGAGGAUGAUGGCUUCGAGAUUCCAGUCAGAGACCUGGAGAUUCCUCUGAGGAAAGCUCUGGAUGCUCCUUCAGUCAGGAGAUUCAUGGUUUUCCACUCGGCCCUCUUUCACUUUAUUUUUGCUCCGAUUCUGUAUAUGGUGAUUUGGUGUGCUGUCUUCUCCACCCUCCACGUCUACAUCACUGUGAGUGACUACUGGGUCCUCUGCCUCUCUGUCAGCAUGGUCACCAUCUUCAUCACCACCACCAUCAUCUUCAUCCUCCACUAUAGCAACAAGGAUAUCAACAUGAACUUGGAUGUGCGGUUGAUCCAGGUGAAUGAGAGGUUGAUCAAACACAAGCUGCUGGUGGCUGUGGCUGACUGGGUGCAGAACUGCAAGGGAAACAUGAAGCUGUACUUUGUGUAUUGGGACAUGUCCCACUGUCUGACAGUGCUGACUGAAACUUUAGACGAGCGCAGCUUUGGGAUGACAGACACCCAGAAAAGAAUGAAGAAGACGAUGUCACAUCUUAUCCUGGUGACAGAGAUAAACCCUGAGGUUGGGGGGUCAGAUAUGGAGCAGGAUUUGGAUGAACAGAGGCCUCUGCUUGGAGAUGAGGAGAUUGGCUGCAGUACCUCAUCCAGCCAGCGGGAGGAUACUAAAAUCACAACCAGCUACAGUCUGAUCCCUGAUGAAUCACUAUCUCCUCAGGUUAAAGCCUACCAGCUUCUGAUGACCUACAGUGCUGCUUAUGUGAAGCUGCUGGUGUCCCAGAGUCUGCCAGGAUCGUCAUACCACCGCCAGCGUUCCCGGAGGAAUCACUGCAGCAACGGCCCUCUCUGCCUCUGUCAGUACGUCACAAAGAAGAUCCUUCAAUGACAAAGCCGAUCAAGGUCAACGCAGGGAGACGGUGCAGGGAAGUAAAUGACUGUUUCUCUGCAGCCAAGCUUUCAGCUACACAAACUGAUGGUGUAGUACUUCCUUAUGAGCGAGCAUGGUUGACGUAACGUGUUUAAGGAACUGACGAUAAUGUGAAGGAACAGUUUGGAGCAUUUCAGUGAUUUUACGGCUUUCUCUAUAAAAGCAAGGCCACUCUACCUGUGAUGCUGUUUCAAUGCCAGGUCUGAGUUUGCCCCACCUCUCAACAUCUCUGCCAAAAGCUGUCAUGCUGGGAACACGCUGACGUCUGUUCCAGCUCCUUUAAACAAUCUUUCUAUAUCUUAUAUGUUUGAUAUUCAUUGCCUCGAUUACUGCUGUUUGAAUUAUUUUCACAAAUAUUUAUUAUUCAUUCUUGUGAUUUAAUUUUUAAACAAUUUGUUAGGUGUUUGUUGCUGUAUUUACAAAGUGGUUGGAAGUUUCUCUCCUGCGUACUUUUAAAACACAAUACCUCCUACGACAUUUAUAUCAAUAUACUGGCUCAUUUACUCCCAAACAAAAACAUUUAAUCCUGUUUUACUCUCAGAUAAAUAUUUUAUAGUAAAAUAUGUUCUCAGAAUACAGUGUAACAAUAAAACAAGGGUUUCCCAUUU